AUGCAGUGGUUGAGACUAGCAGUUGUGUUGGGUGCUGUGGCGUAUGGUGAGGAAGACUGUUUGGAUCGCCCAGUUCGGUUGUGGAUAACGCAGGACUCGACGAGUUCGUUUGAGUUCGUUUCGGUGAAUGCGGAGGAGUAUGUAGAGGGAUUAUUGACGGAGCUGCAUGAGAGGAUCGCGGAUUUCGACUUUGGUUUUUCCCUUUUUUGGGAUCGGGGUGAGGACUUGUGUUAUGAGCAGAUCAGCGAGUUGGACGGGAAGGACUUCGAGACCAAGGUGGGCGUUGCUGUCCAGGCACUCAAGGACGCGCCGAGCACGGUCAAUGGCAAUGACAUGGCUGAGGACUCGCUGUCGGCUUUGCCCAUGGUGGCGAAGCACCAGUUCGCCUCCGCCCCUGAGGAUGCCGUGAAGAUCUUCCUCAUCGUCACCGACGACUGGGCCAAGUACCACGAGCAGAUGUACCAAGGCGAGGCUUGCAGCGACGGCAGAUGCUUUCCGCAGUUCGAAACGGUCCCUGGCAGCAUGAACACAAAUCCUUAUGACGAGGUAAACUGCAGCCGCGACAUCUGGUACCUCACCGUCGACCAAAUUACGGAACCUCUUGCGACGUACAAUAUUAUCCCAAUCACGCUCGUGGUCGAGAAAAAUGUUGACUGGUGGCAAGACAUGUGGGGAAGGGUCGCCGGACUCGACGCCAGCCAAGGCGAAUUCGGCGUGUUCCCCUUCACCAUGUCAGUGGGAGGCGUGGCCGAAGCAAUCGUCGACAGCAUUAACACCGUCAGCUGCAUCAUCAAGACUACCAGCACCAAGACGCCCACAACUGGCACCGGGACUACCACCACGACCGGGACCAUCACGACCGGGACUGGCACGACCGGGACUGGCACGACCGCGACAACCGGAACCGGGACAACCGGAACUGGGACCACCUCAACUGUCGCACCCAUCAUAACCACCACUGGAGUGCCGGGCACAGAGCCGGACCACAACAAGGCAAUUGCUAUCGGCAGCGCGGCGGCCGGGGCGGCGGCAUUGCUUGCUGGCGCGGCUUGGUACAAACUGCGAGACAGCUCCCCGCCGGAACUCGACGUCAUCGAAGAGGAAGGAGGUGCGGAUGCGGCCCAAGCCGGAGAGCGUGAGUCUAUCGUCGCCAUGGAAGAAGAGGCUUAUGAAUAG
Messenger RNA from Gregarina niphandrodes, 1176 nucleotides. RefSeq lists its product as hypothetical. The transcript has a single exon. Lineage: Eukaryota; Apicomplexa; Conoidasida; Eugregarinorida; Gregarinidae. Bases 1 to 1176 code for a protein of 391 amino acids. The record is from RefSeq and is a predicted model, not a curated record.